AUGGCCUUCGUCGUCAAAGCUCCAUUAAGCCCCAGCUUGGCGAGCAGACGCGAACACGCUAACCUGCAAAAUCCUUAUUCGGUUCUGAAAACUGUGAAACCAGCGGUUUCCAGAUUAAGCUAUAGCUUCCCCACUGGGCGAAAUUUUUCGAUCCCCAUGGCAAGCACACAAUCACGGUCUGUAGAGCUCGCGCCUACGGUUGAACCGAAGAAUGUUGGGAUCCCUAUCAUGGUGAAUGGUUGUACUGGGAAAAUGGGCAGGGCUGUUCUUGAAGCCGCCAUGACUGCUGGACUUAACCCUGUUUCUGUAGCAUUGGGCGGCGAAGAGGAUUCAGGGAAAAUCUUAGAUUUUGGUGGGAAACAGAUCGAGGUACACGGGCCAUCCGACAGAGAGUCGAUCCUUUCUUCUGUAUUCAACGAUUAUCCGAACUUGAUUGUUGUGGACUAUACAGUGCCGGCUGCCGUGAAUGACAAUGCUGCAUUAUAUUGCAAAGUUGGAGUUCCUUUUGUAAUGGGAACUACGGGAGGAGAUAGGGAGCUUUUGUAUAAGACUGUCUCUGACUCAAAGGUCUAUGCUGUGAUUUCUCCUCAAAUGGGUAAACAGGUGGUAGCUUUUCUUGCGGCCAUGGAAAUAAUGGCCGAGCAAUUUCCUGGUGCAUUUUCUGGGUAUGACCUUCAGGUAAUGGAGUCACAUCAAGCUGGAAAGAAGGACAUUUCUGGAACUGCCAAGGCUGUCAUCUCAUGUUUUCAGAAGUUGGGGGCCUCGUUUGAUAUGGAUCAAGUACAACAAAUACGUGACCCGAGGUUACAAGUUGAGAUGGUGGGUGUCCCUGAAGAGCAUUUAUCUGGUCAUGCAUUCCACAUGUAUCACUUAACAUCGCCCGAUGAAACUGUUUCAUUUGAGUUUCAGCACAACGUUUGUGGUAGAUCAAUUUAUGCUGAGGGCACUGUUGAUGCCAUACUUUUCCUAGCGAAGAAGGUUGGUUCAAAAGCGGACAAGCGGAUUUAUGACAUGAUUGACGUUCUCCGUGAGGGUAAUAUGAGGUGA
Messenger RNA from Striga hermonthica, 1047 nucleotides. NCBI's taxonomy places the organism in Eukaryota, Viridiplantae, Streptophyta, Magnoliopsida, Lamiales, Orobanchaceae. The record is from the annotation of a GenBank genome assembly.